AUGCGAGAUUGCAAAAGAGCAAAACGAUGCGGAGUUAAUGGAUGUAACUAUAAACAUCAUCCAUUAAUUCAUAAAACUCAAGAGAGAAGAUCAAGUGAUCCAAAUCAGUCGGAAGGACAGCAUAGUCCAGAUACACAAGCAGAUGGUGAAAUACACAAUAACCAACAAAUAACAAAACCCAACGUAUUCUACCAAAUAGUUCCUGUGAUGCUGAAAAAUAAUGGCAAAAUCAUCAACACGUUCGCUUUCUUGGAUGCGGGGUCAUCACUCUCUCUUAUAGACGAGGAGAUUGCGAACAAGUUAGGGCUCAACGGAAGAAUUGAUCCUUUGAUGCUAAAAUGGACGCAGAACGUCCCUAGAAACGAACAGAACAGCCGUAGAGUUCAUGUACGAAUCAACGGCAACAAUGAAAAAGAAUACGUCAUGAAAGGAGUGAGAACGAUAAAGAAUCUCCAACUCCCAGAGCAAAGCUUCAACAAGGAGGUGUUGGAGAAAAGGUAUCCAUACCUAAAGAAUCUGCCGUUGAGCAGUUACAGCAGUAUACGCCCAACGAUAUUGAUUGGACUGAGUCACAGUCAUUUGUUGAUUCCAUUCGAAAAGCGAAUGAGAAAACCGAACGAGCCCACAACGCUACGAACCAAACUUGGAUGGUUCAUGUUCGGCAACAUAUCGUCCUACGUGCAAGGCGGACACAUCAUGGUCAUUCAGCAAGAAGAUGAAAUGAACAAGGCUUUGCAGAAAUAUUUCUCCACCGAAGACUUCGGUGUGAAAUUAGUCAAGAAUCUACCAAAAUCAGCUGAAGAAGAUAAGGCUGAACAAAUUCUAAGAAGUACUAUGAAAUACAAGGAUGGUAGAUGCGAAGUUGGACUUCUAUGGAAAGAUGAGGAAACGAAAUUUCCAAAUAGCUACAACAAUGCAGCAAAAAGGCUAACAACAAGUGAGAGAAUGUUAAAGAAAGACCCAGAGUUGAAAAAAUGGGCAAUAGAAACAUUUGCGGAUUACAAGAAGAAAGGCUACAUCCGCAAACUGUCAGAGGAAGAAAUUAUGAAGCCGGUACAUAGAGUGUAUUAUCUUCCACACUUUAUUGUGCACAACAAAAAUAAGUUGCCACCUAAGCCAAGGUUGGUUUUUGAUGCGGCGGCAAAGAUACAAGGUGUAUCAUUCAACACGGAACUGUUAUCAGGGCCGGAUGCUACUACGUCAUUGUUCGGCGUUUUAGUAAGAUUCCGAGAAGGAGCAAUUGCUGUAUGUGGAGACAUCAAAGAGAUGUUCCACCAAGUACGAAUCCGAGCUGAAGAUCAACACGCUCAGAGAUUCUUGUGGAGAGAUUGUGAUAGCAGCAAGAAACCUGAUAUAUACGUUAUGCAGGUGAUGACAUUCGGAUCAACCUGUUCACCGUCAUGUGCACAAGCGGUUAAAAACCACAACGCAGAAAAAUUCAGGACGAAUUAUCCAGUGGCAGCUGAAGCAAUAGUAAAGCAACAUUACGUCGACGAUUAUUUGGAUAGUUUUGAUGAGCUCGAUAAAGCAACAAAAAUAGUGCAACAAGUUAUGAAGAUUCACGAUCAUGCAGGCUUCCACAUCAGGAAUUUCACAUCGAAUAGUAGAGAACUUCUUCAAAGUCUACCCUCGGAACGUGUACAAGCAUUGACUGUCAAAAUGUUCGAAGAAAAGGAUUCAAUGACCGAAAAGGUACUUGGUGUAUAUAGGAACACCACGUCUGACACACUCGGCUAUCAAAUCAAAUUAGACAAGCUAGGAAGUGAUGUCACACAAAUGCUACAUUUACCAACAAAGAGAGAGGUACUAGCUUUCGUGAUGAGUGUCUACGAUCCACUGGGACUCAUCUCGAACAUAACGGUGCAUGGAAGAAUUCUCAUGCAAAAACUGCACAUAGAAAAUAUAGAUUGGGAUGAUGAAAUUCCCGAGAAGUUGCAGUCAGAUUGGCAACACUGGUUAGAGGUGAUUGAAUCUGCCGAGAGCGUAACGAUACCGAGAUACAUUCUCGAAGAAAGAACUGGUGAAGUGGAACUACACACCUUUGUAGAUGCUUCAGAGCAAACAUUUUGUGCAUGUGUGUACAUAAGAAAUGUAUCUGGAAACACACAACAUGUAAGACUUCUAUCAGCAAAGUCGAGAGUAGCACCAGUAAAACCAUUGAGUAUACCACGCCUAGAGCUACAAGCAGCCGUGUUAGGAAGCCGAUUGACAAAGUCGAUAAUAGAUGAAACGAGGUUGAAAAUCGUCAGCAAAACGUUUUGGAGUGAUUCACAGACCGUAUUGUCAUGGAUCAAGAGUCCAAAACGAAGAAGCGUAUUUGUGAUGCAUCGAGUAGGUGAGAUUCUGGAAGACAACAGGAAAAAUGAAUGGCGAUGGGUGCCAACAGAUGAAAAUCCAGCCGAUGAAGGCACAAAGGAAAAGCUAGGAAAAUCACAAUGGUUUGAGGGACCUGAUUUCCUAAAGCUCUCAGAGUCGUCAUGGCCUUCCACUGAAGAGAAGGAAACAGACGAAGAGUUCAGAGAAACAGUGUUAGUUCACAAAGAACUAUGCAAACUUAGUUUCAUCGAUAAGUACAAGGAGUACUCAGAUUGGUGGAAGUUGGUGAAGAACCUAUGUGUAUUGAACAGGACAAAGGAAAGAUUACGUCGUGGAUAUAUUCCAGACAUUGAGUAUAAAGACUACCAAAGAGCUGAGAACGUGCUCUAUAAAAAAAAAUGCAAUGGGAAGCGUUUCCAACAGAGAUGGAAACUUUAUUCAAUGGCGGAACCAUAG
Messenger RNA from Toxorhynchites rutilus septentrionalis, 2772 nucleotides. RefSeq lists its product as uncharacterized. NCBI's taxonomy places the organism in Eukaryota, Metazoa, Arthropoda, Insecta, Diptera, Culicidae. Bases 1 to 2772 code for a protein of 923 amino acids. The record is from RefSeq and is a predicted model, not a curated record. The transcript has a single exon.